This is a messenger RNA of Pararge aegeria (speckled wood butterfly), 1849 nucleotides long. It is a transcript of the gene mldr, whose product is annotated as mitochondrial ribonuclease P catalytic subunit. Lineage: Eukaryota; Metazoa; Arthropoda; Insecta; Lepidoptera; Nymphalidae. Gene Ontology annotation, biological process: tRNA 5'-leader removal; mitochondrial tRNA 5'-end processing. Gene Ontology annotation, molecular function: ribonuclease P activity; protein binding. The record is from RefSeq and is a predicted model, not a curated record. Gene Ontology annotation, cellular component: mitochondrial ribonuclease P complex; mitochondrion. The transcript has 5 exons. Bases 116 to 1702 code for a protein of 528 amino acids.
GCACGUAACUUAUUAUUAAAUAAUCAUAAAUCUAUAAUAAUUAUAUUAAUUUAAAAUGAAAGGCACCGGUGAACUAUUCAUUCUACCACAGUAAAUUGCUGCGAUAUUAGCCAAGAUGAGCGUGAUACAAAGAAGUUUUAUUCCACUUUACAAAGGUGUUAAAAAAGGCAAUAAAUAUUUGACCCUUACUACUCGGCUCAUAACUUCGCCUGCACUAAACAAUACCGAACAGAUUGAAUUAAUAAAAUCAGCUACAGAUACAAGUCAAUCUAAGUCCAAUUGGUUGAAUUUUAAAAAUAAUAUUCUUUGUAAGCAAGGCAACUUGAACGAGAAAAAUAUAGAUGCUGUUUUAUUAAAAACAAUGGUGGCAAACAAAAAAUUUAAUGCUGCACUAUCUUUUGCCAAUUAUUUGCAAUUAUCUGACUGUGAGUUAUCAAUAGGUGCCAUCAAUAGUCUGUUGAAUCUUUAUUAUGAAUACUCAAAAGAAAAUGAGCUGUCGGAGACUGAAAAAACCUUUAUUUUGAGUACAUACACACAUCUUUAUGAGAAAUAUAAAGUUCUGGACAGUGUAACUUGUGAAAAGCUUUUACAUGCGCUAUGUGCAAUAAAUGAAUGGAAAAAAUGUAUGAGAGUCUUAGACGAUAUUCAAUUAACUGGUACACCCUCUCAUUCUGCAUAUAGUACAUUAAUAGGAACAUUUUUUAAAAACAAUAAGAAAGCUGAAGCAAUGAAGAUGAUAGAAAUAAGUGAGAACAACAGAAGACCACUUAAAGAUUAUGCAUAUGAAGAAUGGAUGAAGUAUAUUUUUCGAAAGUAUAAAGAUAAAAAGACUAUAUUAAAAUAUUUGAAUGAGUUAUGUAAUCAUGUAUCAAAGAAUGGUACUGUGGUCCCAGAGGCAACUGCACACAGGUUAAAAGAAUCAUAUGAGUCUAUCAAUUGGAAUGUUAAAUUUACAGAGAUAAAGAAAGACAGAGGCCAAUGCAAGAACUGCAAUCAUACAUUAGAUUGCCUCAGGUUAACUACAGAAGAAUUUACAACAUUACAACAGAAUAUUAAAGAAAAACUUAUAGUUGGCUCUGAUCUAUUCCUUAAAACAUCUCCGGAUGAAUUGGAAAGGUUCAUGGAUUUUGUUGGAAGAACAGCCCCAUAUGAUAUAGUUUUGGAUGCAUUAAACAUAGCUUACGUAGCUGGGAGAGGUGAUGUUAAUGAUAGGGUACGACUAUUGACUACUGUAGUUAACCAUUUUCUACAGAAAAAGAAAAAGAUACUGCUUCUGGGCAGGAAACAUAUGCUUAAGUGGAAAAGAGGUACACUGUUGCAACUGACGAAGAAUACGCAAAGUUUCUUCACCGAAAACCUGACGCAAGAUGAUCCGUACUUCAUAACAGCGGCCAUUUUAAGCGGUCCUCAUACAGAUAUAGUGUCCCGCGAUCUGCUCCGUGGCCACAAGUUUCUGAUGCAACACGAAGAGUUGCGUCAAUUGUUCCAGAGGUGGCAGUGGGAACAUCAGUGGACGAUUUUCCCUAAUAGAUAUAGACCUAUAAUUCAGGAACCUCUAAAGUUCACGCCUAUCGCACAACGCAGCAAUACGGGCUGGCAUCUACCGUAUGAAGUGGAGAAUUCAUCAACCUUUGGACAAAUUAAAGACGGCGUACCGGAUGUGAGCAGUUGGCUUUGCAUGAGACAAAAAUUAAAUAAUUGAAUCAAAUAGUUCAAUUUUUUAUUAAAUGUUAUAAAAAAAAUAAUUUGAAAAUUAGUUCCUUAUUUAACAGAUUGUUGUAUGCUGGCAAUAUUAUGUUUAUAAUAUUUAUGCAUGUUUUUCUAAAUAGAAUAAAUGUUUUUUUUUAUA